AUGGAAUGGAUAAAAUUAGAUUUAACCGGAACUCCACCUACGGGUGUAAAAGAUUUUGCUAUAGGUUAUGGUAAAGAUAAAAAUACGUUAAUUAUUUUUGGAGGAACUACGGCAGAGGGAAUUAAAUCUAAACAAACAUUUUUAGCAGAUUUAAAUACUUUACAAUGGUCAACACAAUCAGGUACAGGACCUCAAGCCCGAUCCAAUAUGAUAUACGGAAUGGAUGUUUGGGGAUCAUAUCGAAAUAAUUUUGUAAUUUCUGGUGGACAAGGGGAUUCGAAUGUGAUCUUUAAUGAUACUUGGGCAUUUGAUAUAAAUUAUAAUACCUGGACCCAAAUUACCAAUGUGAUAUCAACGAAUGGUACAGUCCCUCAAUUAUAUUCGGCCGUCGGAGGAAUUGAUACAACGGUUCAAACGGGAAGUAACACGAACCCUUCUACCAUCAUGUGGAUUUCUCAUGGUACGGAUGGUAAAACGUUUAAUACGGAUUUAUGGGCUCAAGUAUUUCAAGGAAGUUUGUCAACCAAUGGAAAUAAUAUCUCAUCUGUAUGGUAUAAAGUUCCGAUCGGAGGUGAAAUCCCCAAAGGAAGGAAUGAAGUGGCGGGAACAGUUUUACCUGGAGGUCGGAUCGUAAUGUAUGGAGGGUGUGAUAAACUUAAUAAAAAUUGUGCGAUAUCAAAUGCAUCCUCUUUACAAUUAGCUGCUGGAUAUAAUACGAAUCCAGGAAUAAUGACAUCAUCAUCAAUUUGGAGUUCUGCAAGUACUUGUUUAGGUCAAAGAGUUGGAGCCGCAAUGGUAAUGAAUGGAAUUACAGGUGUAUCAUUUGCUUCACAAGCCAUUGUAUUUGGAGGUAAAACAUCAAAAGGUAAAUCGGUUGGAGUAGAUGGAGAAGUUGGAGUUAUGGAUGCUAGAGAUGGAGGUCCAUUACCUAAAACACGAUCCGGAGCUCAAAUGGUAGCCGCGGGUAGAAAAGUAACUAAUGAUGAUCAAAAUGAUUCAGAUGUUUUUGAUAUCUUAAUGUUUGGUGGAGAAGGAUUAGAUGGUGAAACCAGUUCAUUUAAUGAUUUAUGGAUACUUCGAUUACAUAAUAAUCCCACAUCAAAAAAUAAUCCCGCAUCAAAUAUGAAACCGAUUGAUUUUUUAAAAUGUAUUAAAGAUGAACAUGAGAAAAAUCAUGAUGAAAAUUCUGGUUUUGAAUAUAAUAAUAAUUCAAUACCUAAACUUCACAUAAUCUUAUCAAUUGUCAGUUUCAUAUUUUUACCGAUUGCCUCAACAAUCUUAAGAUUUGGAUCAAAAAUUACUUGGAUAAGAAUUAUUUAUGGAAUUUUAAUAUUAUCAUCUUACGUUACAGCUAUUUGUGGAUUUGCGAUAAUUUAUAAAUAUUGUAAUGAUAAGGAUUUUCCUCAUUUCUCAACUAUUCAUGGAAAUUGGAUUUCAUUUGCUUGGGUUGGAUAUCCCAGAGGUAAAAAUAGUUUAUUAGUUAAAAUUAUGACAAAAAUUUCUGGUAAAACGAGUAAAAUUGAUGAUGAUAAUGAAGAGGGUAGAAGUGGAGGUGGUGGAAGUGGAUUAAGAGUAGAUGAUGAUGAUAAUAGAAGAAGAAUAUCAAUUAGAAGUAAUCAAUCUCAUGGAGGAAUAGGAGGAGGACAAUAUUCAAGAAAUAAUAUUAUGGGUAACGUUGAAGAAGCAGAUGAACAAGCUGAACUUGAAAAAGAAAUUACUAAUAGAGAAGUGGUGGUAAUGACUAUACCGAAAAGGAGAUUAACUGUAGUCAAUUAA
Diversispora eburnea is the source of this 1776-nucleotide messenger RNA. The record is from the annotation of a GenBank genome assembly. NCBI's taxonomy places the organism in Eukaryota, Fungi, Glomeromycota, Glomeromycetes, Diversisporales, Diversisporaceae.